AUGAUCGGAGUAAAAAGCUUAAUUUCAGCAGCAUUUUUAGGUUUUUCUUGUCUUUCUAAGGUAGUUUUGGGUGGGGAUGAAGCUCACUUUAUCUCAGAACACAUCACUUCCUUAACUUCAUCAAAUUUUGAGGACUUCGUAAAGAGCAAGAGCCACGUACUUAUCACUUUCUUCGCCCCAUGGUGUGGCCACUGUACCGCUUUGGAGCCAGAAUUCAAGGCAACUUGUGCUGAGAUCUCAAAGCUAUCUCCUCCAGUUUUCUGUGGUAGUGUUGAUGCAACUGAGAAUAUGGAACUUGCACAACAACAUGGUGUUAGCGGAUACCCAACCAUCAAGUUCUUCACCGGUAUUGAUAAUGUUCAGAAUUAUUCAGGAGCAAGAAGCAAGGAUGCAUUUAUCAAGUAUAUUAAGAAGUUGACUGGACCAGCAGUUCAGAUUGCAGAGUCUGAAGAUGCUAUCAAGACUAUUUUUGCCUCUUCUUCCUCAGCCUUUGUUGGAAGAUUCACUUCUAAAGACUCAGCUGAGUAUGCUGUAUUCGAGAAGGUUGCCAAUGGUCACCGUGAACACAACUAUGCCUUCAUUGCAUUCUUCCAAGCUGGUGAUCAAAAACUCGAGGUCUUACAUAAGGAUGAAGACCCAGUAUCUCUCCCAAUGCCAAAGACUGUUGAAGAGUUGGAAGCCAAGAUUUCCAUAAUGAAUGUCCCAUUAUUCUCUGCAAUUAGCGCCGAGAACUACUCACUCUAUAUGUCAAGAGAAGGUUACACCGCCUGGUUCUGUGGUACCAAUGAAGACUUCGCUAAAUAUGCUGCAAAUAUUAGAAAGGUUGCAGCUGAUUACAGAGAGAAAUAUGCCUUCGUAUUUCUUGAUACUGAGCAGUUUGGUUCCCACGCCACUCAACAUCUCUUGAUUGAAAACUUCCCAGGUCUUGUUAUUCAGAGCGUUAAUGUUCCAUCAAUUAGAUACAUGUAUGGCCCAGCUAAAUUUGACUCGGUUGAACCAUUGAAGGAAUUUAUGAAGCAAGUUUCUGAGGGUAAACAUGAACUCAGCAUUAAGUCUGAGCCAAUCCCAGCUGAACAAUCUGGUCCAGUUACCGUUGUUGUUGGAAAGACUUUCGAGGAAAUCGUUUUUAGAAGUGACAAGGACGUUCUCUUGGAAAUCUAUGCCCAAUGGUGUGGACACUGCAAAAACCUCGAGCCAAUUUACAACCAGCUCGGAGAAGAGUACAAGGACAACGACAAGGUAGUGAUUGCAAAGAUCAACGGACCACAAAACGAUAUUCCAUAUGAAGGUUUCAGCCCAAGAGCUUUCCCGACUAUCUUAUUUGUCAAGGCCGGAACCAGAACUCCAAUUCCUUAUGACGGAAAAAGAACUGUUGAAGCCUUCAAGGAAUUCAUUAAGGAGCAUUCCUCCUUCCCUCAGGAAAAAGAGUCUCGUGAUGAGCUCUAA
Cryptosporidium ubiquitum is the source of this 1446-nucleotide messenger RNA. RefSeq lists its product as uncharacterized. The coding region runs from base 1 to 1446 and encodes 481 amino acids. Gene Ontology annotation, molecular function: protein disulfide isomerase activity. Gene Ontology annotation, cellular component: endoplasmic reticulum. Lineage: Eukaryota; Apicomplexa; Conoidasida; Eucoccidiorida; Cryptosporidiidae. Gene Ontology annotation, biological process: protein folding; response to endoplasmic reticulum stress. The record is from RefSeq and is a predicted model, not a curated record. The transcript has a single exon.